This is a messenger RNA of Amphimedon queenslandica, 550 nucleotides long. Its product is annotated as TOM1-like protein 2. Lineage: Eukaryota; Metazoa; Porifera; Demospongiae; Haplosclerida; Niphatidae. The record is from RefSeq and is a predicted model, not a curated record. Gene Ontology annotation, cellular component: endosome; membrane. The transcript is spliced from 5 exons. Gene Ontology annotation, molecular function: ubiquitin binding; phosphatidylinositol binding; clathrin binding. Gene Ontology annotation, biological process: signal transduction. The annotation marks the transcript as partial.
GUCAAUGAAGUGUAUCAACAAUUGAAAAACGAUGGUGUUGAAUUCCCACCUCUGGACUUGGACACGUUUGCUCCAAUCAGCACGCCUUUUAGGCCAGAAGGUGGUUCACAGCAAGUGCAAGAGAGACCGUCUCAACAGCAACCAUCAUCGUCUCAUCAGGUUGUGGGUGGGGCCAGUCCUAGAGGGGGCGGGAGACCUAUUAGAAGUCUUAAACCCGAACAAAUUGCUAAAUUAUUGUCAGAACUUGACGUAGUGAGAAGAAAUCUUGAUGUAAUGAAUGAGAUAUUGGUAGAGAAUGAGCCAGGCAAAGAGUCGGAAGAUGAUUAUAGUUUGAUGCAAGAGCUAAACACUACAAUGAGAUCAAUGCAGGAAAGAGUGACAAUACUAAUAGGAAGGGUGCAAGAUGAGAUAGUGAUGGAGAGUUUGCUACAGAUUAAUGAUGAGCUGAAUGGUUGUUUCACACGGUACGACCGUCACAUGAAGAAUAGGAAGGCAGCGGCUGCUAAUGUAAGCGGAAACGAAACGAGUUUCACUGAUCCAGUGAUUGACU